AGAUGGCGGGAAACAUCGUUAUUUCGUAAAUCGACCAGAGAGACUCUUUUGAUGUUUAUCGUAAGACGGACAGGAUGACAACUCUGAAGGCGCUGCCAUCUGAUACUAUUCGACUCAUAGGAAGCACCCAAGUGAUAACAUCCGUUAGCAAUGCUAUUAAGGAGCUCGUGGAGAAUUCCAUCGAUGCUGGGGCCACAAAUAUCCAAGUUAAACUGGAAAAUCAUGGUCUAGAUCGCAUUGAAAUCCGAGACAACGGCUGCGGAAUUAAAAGCGAGGACUUCCCUUGUCUUGCUAAACGACAUUGCACUUCCAAAAUAUGUCGGUUCACAGAUUUGGAAGAAUUGGUCACUUACGGAUUCCGUGGAGAAGCGUUAGCAUCCCUGAGUUCUGUCAGUGAUCUGACUGUAACCAGUCGAACCAUGUCCAACAGUCUCGCUCAAACUGCUUCCUUCAGCAAGUCGGGAGAUGUCCUUAAAAUCACCCCAUGUUCAUCAAACGAAGGUAGUACAAUCAUCGCGAGUGGCCUGUUCCGGAACUUACCUGUGAGACAUCAGUUCAACAAAAACGACAAACGCUGCAAAGAGGAACUGAAGAGGGUGGAAAACCUCAUCACGGCCUUCAGCAUCAUCAACCCAGCCACCCGGUUCACGCUGCGCCACAACAAGGACAUUCUACUGGAGAAAGGGGCCGUCGAUUCUUACCGUUCCGCUCUGAUCGCUACGUGGGGAUGGUCGCUUGUUCAACAGUUUGAACAUAUCGUUAACACUGACGAAGAACACCAGAUCAGUUUAGAGAUGUUUCUCCCCCAAACCAAAUCUGAUGUGAAUGUCAUGAGCAGAACAGGCAGCGAUCAAGGACUGGUUUACAUCAACAGACGACCUGUUCGAUUCAAGGCCAUCCAAAAGGUUGUCCGUCAGUAUUACUGCAACUCAUUGGUUGGGGACAAGAACAGGUACCCCCUGUUUGUGGCCAUCUUCACCGUACCCAACAGAGAAGUUGAUGUUAAUUUGGAACCAAACAAGGCGAGGGUACUCUUGCAUAACGAGGAUAUAAUAUUGGAUAUUCUAACAACGUUGCUGGAACGAUUAUAUGGAGUUUUGGGUUCUGGAAACCAAGUUACAAAGAACGGUAGUAACCACACGUCUACCGAAACAAAACCUAAAACAGAGAACGGUGUGAUACAUUGUGCUAAGAAUAAUAAACCAAUUCCUGAGAAGACAAACCCAACUGGUAUUGAACUCAUGCCUCCAAGUACGUUACUACAACCACAGGCCAAAUCGUCCUCAGGACUCACCAACGGCAAUUUGCAUCCAAUGACAGACAGACACAAUUCCUCCCCAAAUUCCACAUUUUUGCCAAAACCUGCAGAAUCAGACACAGCGCCAACACUACCCGUCAACCAACCAGUGGUCAUCCCACACCAGCCUCCUCCUCUUCUGGCAGCAUCCUCUUCUACCGUCAACAGCUGCACGGCAUUGGAUCGCGAAGAACUCUUCAAAGAAUUUGACAAGUCAUUUGAGAUUGAGUUUACCAAUCCAGGUUCAAACCUAGGAAAAUCUUCGGUACAACAACAGCAACCGGCAGAUACAGGUCGGCCCCAGACCACCUCAGAGCCACAGUUACCACUUCCUGGACCUCUUGAUCUUGAAGAAUGGAGCCGAGGCAAAGUUGGCACCCUGAAUGGAAAUCUAUUACAGCCAGUUCGUCUGUUGUCUCCAGCUGCAGGACAGACCUCGUCCAAACCCCAGACUAUUCUACAGCUGAAACACCAAACAACAACACCAGCAUCAACACCACAACAUCCUCUUCAAGCUAAAAAGAAGCCUUUCUUGCCAAAGCCUGCUGAUCAGAUGCGAUUGUAUGAUUUAGUCGGAAGCCAACCCAUUAAACGUCCCAUCACAGCAUUCAAUAUGUUCUGUAAUGAAACUCGGGCUAAAUUGCUUCAGGAAGAUGCAGAGAUCAACAAUGAUGUACUUCGAGCGACCAUCACUGCAAAAUGGCAGCUUUUACCUGAACCAGAGAAAAGUCGUUAUGAAAAACUCUGUGAAGCAGACCUAAAGAGAUAUGAAGACCAGAUGAACGCAGCCAAGACUGUGGCCCUCAGUAAAUUGAAGCAAGAGAAACUUAAAAUACCAAUUUCAAAGAAACCAGUUCAGUCUGUGAAUGCUGACGAUGCCAGAAGAUUCCCAGUCAAACAUCAUAAUAUUCCUUUCAGUUUAAAAACACUCAAAAGGAAAAUGUUGAAUAUCUGCAAUGAAAGCCAGUCCAAGUCCAGUGACGAUUAUGUUCCAGUUGGCGUCCUGUCCCAAAGUGACAACUGGAUUUGUCAACAAGGCACACACAUUUUCCUACUCAACCCGCACCGUAUUAACGAGGUCAUUAUCUACAGACGCCUCUUAGAAUCCUUCCACUUCCAAACUGAAUCUCUGGAGACCCCAAUUGAUAUUAACGAAUGUUUGUUGGGUGAUGUCAACCUUUGGAGGACAUUGCUGGCUUUGGAAACUGAACAGGAGAACAAAAUGUUUCCAGGUAAUCGAAAAAUCACGGAUCACCGAAUAAUUGCCAAUGGAUUCCAUAUUGUCAUCUUCACAGAACAGGGUUCGUCUCCUGAAGUGAAACAAGUGCAGUUGAGGGCUGUUGCGGAUUCCAUUCCUACUUAUGGCAUUGGAGAUUUGUGUGAAGUCUUGGAGAACAUAGCAUCUUUGCCAGAAUCUUCAUCCCUCUCGCAGAGUCGUCCAUUGAAAAUUCUAAAUUAUCUCAAGGGAGAAGCUGUCCGCAUGGCUCGCAAAAGUCCCUUAUUUUCCUGUCGUGAAGAAAUCACUGAACUUUUAGAGUCAAGCAAAAGACUGGAGACAUCUGAAUGUCUCCACAGCCGACCGUUCUUUCAGAAGCUUUACGAUAUCAGUUCCUUACCGUUUUCUCAAACAACCUUUGGAGGAGAAAGCCAAUUAUUCCCAAAGUAAUUUUGUUACAGUAAAUUUUAAAAUAACCGGAAUAAACUGGUUGGUUUUUUUUUUCUA
Octopus sinensis (East Asian common octopus) is the source of this 3020-nucleotide messenger RNA. Its product is annotated as PMS1 protein homolog 1. Gene Ontology annotation, molecular function: ATP-dependent DNA damage sensor activity; ATP binding; mismatched DNA binding. The coding region runs from base 75 to 2963 and encodes 962 amino acids. NCBI's taxonomy places the organism in Eukaryota, Metazoa, Mollusca, Cephalopoda, Octopoda, Octopodidae. The transcript has 17 exons. Gene Ontology annotation, cellular component: MutLalpha complex. Gene Ontology annotation, biological process: mismatch repair. The record is from RefSeq and is a predicted model, not a curated record.